UUCCCCUAGCUAGGGGCGAGGUGGGGCCAGGUUCGUAGCGGAAGUGAGUCAGUGCAAGAAAAAAAAGAGGGGGCCAGAAGUCAGCGGCGCGGGUUCCUCCCACCUCCCCUUCGCUCCGCUUGCGCAAGCGCGUGCGUGCGUGCGCGGCUCUGGCGGCUGGGCGUCGAACUCGCUGAAGUCGGGCGGAUCCUGAGGCGACCGUGAUAAUUUGGUUUCAGGGGCAGGUGCAGGAGAAGCGUCCCAAGCCGAGGCUAAGGAUCUAGGAAAGCGAUGAGAAACCAAAGGCUGACAGAAGUUAUUUGACUUGUCCUGGGUCCUGCGGCUCACAAUUCUCUGAGACACGUGCUGGGUUCUCCACAUUCUGCCUUUCCCCAAGGACGGGGCGUAGAGGAGGAGGCAGCGACUUCCGGGCUCCCGAUGGAGUCCGUGACGUUCCAGGAUGUGGCUGUGGACUUCACCCACGACGAGUGGGGACGCUUGGAGCCCGCUCAGAAGGACCUGUACAGGGACGUGAUGCUGGAGAACUAUCAGAACUUUGUCUCCCUGGGAGGACUACCAGCCCCCAAACCUCAUGUGAUCUCCCAGUUGGAGAGAGGAGAAACACCAUGCCCAGCAGAGAGAGAAGCCCCGAGGGCUAUUUGCCAAGAUUCUAUUAUUUGGAAGACCAGAUUAGAAACAAAGGAGUCGGCUUCAAAGCAGGACAUUUCUAUGGGAGGAUCAUCCAAGGAGAAAUGUUCAAGGAUUGCCAUCUGGGAUUCCAAAUUACCCGAAGACUGGAAUUCUGGGGUCAGUUUGGAGAGGCAGAAUCAGGAGAGAUUGUCCCAGCAAGUGUCGAUCAGUCACAGAAUAAUUUCUAAUGAGUCAGAUGUUCCUGAAUGUAAUAUUUUUGGGAGAAGGUUCAAGGUAGGGUCAAUUCUUAUUCCAAAACAGAAUGUUGCUAUAGGAGAACAGCAGAGUCAAUCUGAUAUCAUUGGAAAGAGCCUCCUUCCAUCCUCAGAUGUUAUUAAGCAUAAUAAGAUUGCCUUAGGGAGGAAACUGUGUAAGUUUAAAUCUAAGAAGCCACUCAAUUAUCAUUCAGACCUUUUUCAGUUUCAGAGAAUCCAUCCUGGAGAGAAACCUCUUAAAUGUAGUCAUUGUGGGAAAGCCUUUGGAAGCAGAUCAUGCCUUAUUGCACAUCAGAGAAUCCAUACUGGAGAGAAGCCCUUUGAAUGUACAGAAUGUGGGAAAGCCUACAGGCGUAAGGCACAUCUUACUCAACACCAAAGAAUCCAUACUGGAGAGAAGCCCUAUAAGUGUAAUGACUGUGGGAAAGCUUUCAGCAUUGAUUCAUACCUCAUUAAACACCAGAGAAUCCAUACUGGAGAGAGGCCCUAUAAAUGUAAUCAGUGUGGGAAAGUCUUUAGCCAGAAAGGUCACCUUAAUCAACACUUGAGAAUUCAUACUGGAGAGAAACCCUACGAAUGUAAUGAAUGUGGGAAAACCUUUGGUCAGUCUAGACACCUUAGUGAACAUAAACGAACUCAUAGUCAAGAGAAACCCUUUGAAUGCAAUGAAUGUGGGAAACUCUUCAGACAGCUGAGAAACCUUAGUGAACAUCAGAGGAUUCACACUGGAGAAAAACCCUAUAAAUGUAAUGAAUGUGGAAAGGCGUUCAGCAACAAUUAUGUCCUUAUUCAGCAUGAAAGAAUUCAUACAGGAGAGAAACCUUAUAUAUGUAAUGAAUGUGGGAAGGCCUUCAGUCGUGGGACAUACCUUAUGAAACACAAGAGAAUUCACACCGGAGAGAUACCCUAUAAAUGUAACAACUGUAGGAAAGAAUUCACUGACAAAGCAUCUUUUAUUUACCAUCAGAGAAUCCAUACUGGAGAGAAACUUCACAAGUGUAUUGAAUGUGGGAAAACUUUCAGCCAAAAAGGAAGUCUCAAAAUGCACAAAAUGAUUCAUACUGGAGAGAAACCAUUUGAAUGUCAUGAAUGUGGGAAAACUUUCAGAAAUGGGGGUCACCUGAGCGUACAUAAGAGAAUCCAUACUGGAGAGAAACCCUUUGUAUGUAAUGAAUGUGGGAAGGCCUUCAGAGAUAGUGGAGGCCUUAGUGCGCAUCAGGAAAAACAUGGAGAGAAACGGUAUACUUGUGAUGACUGUGGCAAAACCUUCAGAAAUAAGGGAUACUUUCGUGUCCAUCAGAAGACUCACACUCAGGAGAGACAUUAUCAUUGUAAUGAAUGUGGGAAACAUUUCAGUCUUAGGGGAUCCUUCAUUAUUCAUCAGCGAGUCCACACCGGAGAGAAGCCCUAUAAAUGUAAUAUUUGUGGGAAAGCUUUCAGUUACAAUACAUCCUACAGUAAACAUCUAAGGACUCAUACAGGAGAGAAGCCCUAUAAAUGUAAUCAGUGUGCAAAAGCUUUUACCCAGAGGGACUACCUCAUUGAACAUGAAAGAAUCCAUACUGGAGAGAAACCAUUUAAAUGUAACGAAUGUGGAAGAGCCUUCAGACAGAAACAAACUUAUAAUGCACAUAAGAAAAUUCAUACUAGAAAGCUUUUAAAUAUAAUUAAUGUGGGAAAACUUUCAGCUAGAGGGAAUACAUUAUAGGAAGUCUGGUUUUAAUACCAGUGAGAAUCCCCAUAGAUAUUAGAAAUAUGAGAAAGUGAAAAUAUGAGAAAUAGGGAAAGCUACUAAUUCUGAAAAUGCAUACUCAAGAAAAACCCUAUGAACAUAAAUAACAAAUGGCCAAAUCUUAGACGUGUUUCAUUUAGCAGAUAAUUCACGCAGAUUAACUGUAGCUUUAAUAAUUUGGGGAAUACUUCCUAUAGUCUUGUCAUCUCAAGAAUCAGAAUGUCACAUUUUGUCCCAACAUUCAAUAUUCGAGACUUUGAGACAGAAAAGUGAUCACAAUGACAAAACUCCCAUGUCCCUUUCUGUUGGAAUACACAAUUUUUGCUGACAUCUCAUGGUUAAAUUGCAUAAGAGCAGGCAGGCUUUGAAAGAGCUCCUAUACUACAAGAGUUCCAGACCACAAUUUUUUAAAAUCCACUAAAAAAAUCAAAAAGGAGAAACCUUGGCAACUUAGAGCAAAGAUGCUCUAAAACGCAAUAGAUAAGUGACCUAAGAUGACUUUCCAGCCCAUAGCAGGAGGAUACGUAUUGGUAAGAGUACUUUUCUAUAUGUAUCUCUGAUGUAGAAAUUCAUCACUCUUUGGCUCAGAUGGGACCCUGUUAACAUGUUCUUGCUGCUCUGGCCAGAAGUCUGAGAUAGAAUCAUAGAAUAUUAAAACUGGAAGAUAAAACCUGCCUUAACUACCUUUGGUCCUUCAAGAUGGAAGUUGGAGAAUAGGAGUUAUUUUUUAUUCUUCCCCUGCUAUGUGGGAAAAUGAUGUUUCCAGCAAAUUCUUCCCUUGGGGAAAAUGAAACUCACUGGUGGUGAGUGGCUAUCAAUUACUUGACUCUAGCGAUCCCAAAUUCUUCCCCAGCUUGUGGAGGCCUUGGCCUCACUGUUGAUAGAAGUUUGGAACAACUGUACAAGUUCCUGAGGAAAGUGGGGCCUGACAGAGAAGACUAUGUAGGUGCACUUCCUUUGUGUCAUUUGUUUUUGUGUUUCAUGCCAUGUUAGGUUGGACUAGAAAGGGAACUGAAGACACCUAGGUGAUCAAAAUAAGCCAAAGUGUCCCAUGCCCAGGGUAAAUCCUGGGGUGAGACAGAUCAAACCUUCACUAACAUUUCUUAUUUCAGGUACAAAUUUUCUAGUCAGGUACCAGGUCAGAACUUUGACCUGCUGAAUGAUUCCACAAUUCAAAUAAUAGAAUCUCAUUUAUUUGAUCAGGGAAAAGAUUCUCUGGGUUCCCAUCGAUAUGCCUAGUUAUCAUCUUGGAGCCUUUCAGAAAAUCCCACAUAAGGAGCUUCACCAAAUAUCAUUAAAAUAACCUUUCCAGAUCCCCAUCCACAGAAGACUGUUGGGCCAUGUGUUCCAUCAUAAAUACAUGCCAGUGUUUGCUGGGAGACACCCUGGGCUCAAGUAGAAAGCUCCACUUUAAGCGCCCACGUGAUGUGGAUCUCAAUGGGUCAACCCUACCAUCAGAGGAAGGGAGCCAUAUACUCUGCCCUUUUACAGUCCAUGUGGCAGCCUGUCCUCAUUUUGUUAGCAUACCCAAUUCAGCUACAAGAUGUCACUAAGUAUUAAGGUCAUCUGAUGAGAGAUAGGAGAAGGGUUUGAGGCUCGGUACCCUAGCUAGUCUUUCUAAUCCAGUUAAUCCUACCUUUCAGUCUAUCCAAUAAACAGGCAUAAAAUAAGCUGCCUCCAACCCCUCCCUCCAUCCCUCCAAAUCAUAGUUAUUAACCAAAAACGAGCAUGGAGGGGUAGGAGAAACAAGGAGUGCUCUCCAGGCAGUACUGUAGCAUCACAGUAGUUGAUGUGUUUACAAGGACAAAGAGAUGCUUUAAGGCAGACAUCUCGGUGGCAGCUGGGAUACUGAACCUGAAUUUAUGUUAAGAAUCACCAAGAGUUUCAAAUGAUCAGUUGUAGCUCUUUCCCUUUUUCCCAGUGGCUUUGCUUUGGGCCUUCUACCAUGAAUCGUUGACAUCUUUCCUUCUCUCACAGCUACCACCCUUUCUGCUAGAACGCUCAUCACCUCUUGUCUAGAUUAUUACAAGAGUUCCCUAAGCAGUCUCGCUACCUGAAGGUUUUCCAAUUCUACUCUGUUCUCCACACCAUUAUUAAAAAUAUUUUCCUUAAACACAAGGCUAUUACGCUGUGAUUCAAACUCCAGUGACUCCCUGUUGCCUUGGAUAAAAUAAACUAGCUUUAAAAACCCUUUGUGAGCUGGCCCCAGCGUGUCUUGGCAGCCUUUCCUGCAGUUCAGGCAAAUUGGUCUCUCUCUUCUCGUGUGAUAUAGCCCUCCACUUUGUAUUUAUUUGUAUGUGUUCUCCUUAUAUUCUGUAUAUAUUUAUAUAUGUUCUAUCUCAUUAGAAUGGGACCUCCUUAAGAGUGGGCAUUGUUUCAUGAUUUGUAUUUAUUUGUAUUUCUGCCUAGCACAGUGCCUGACGUAGUAGAUGCUUAUUGAUUGAUGGAUCUCCCGUUCUCUUCCAGGUCCUAGUCCAGAAAUAUGGUAUGGAUCAUUGGGCCAGUCUGAUCUGUUGGGCUGGCCUGAAGGACCAGGCCCUUAUUCUCUGUGGGUAUAACACUUUUCCUCCUAUGUAGUUUGGGGGUAUUAAGACAUAAUGGCUGCGUACUUCUGCCCCUCUCCAGCCACCCCAGUGGCCCGUGCUUCUAAGGCAGACCCGAUCAUACUCUGAUUGGGAAGCAGUGUGUUAUACUAGAGCCAGCCAUGGGUAUUGAGUCAGAAAAGAUCUGGGCCUGAAUUCCUAGAUCUAACAUUUACUAGGUUUGUAAUCUUUAACAGUCCGUGUAAUCUCCUAAGUUUAUUAGUUAGCCUCUCCUUUGUUCUCCUUAGUUUAUUCUAGUUUGGAUCUUAUUCUCACUAAAAGAAAAGGAUGUGGUUUCUGGAACAGAAAUGGUAGUGGGAAACCUAGAAGGAAAUAAAGGCUCCUAGAGUAGAGAUAGCUAGAGGACAAGGAGGCAAAGUCUAGUCUGACACACCCUCAAUUUUUAUUGGAAAGUAGAAAAAAUGGUUGGAAAGGGAAGAUAGGAUUCUGUGAACUAAAUUGCUACAGGGGAAGUCAGCUCCAGAAGGGUGGGCGAUGUUCAGGAAUGAGGUUCUGCAGACACAAAGGAAAACCAUUCUGAUGAGGAAAAUAAGAGACUGAAGUGGAUGCAUAGGAUCCUUACUCUUUUAAAGACAGAUGUAAAGAAGAUGAUAACAAAGAUAAGAAUUGGCAUUAACAGAAGCCUUCGUCUAUAAAAAAAUAUUGGCAGGAAUGCUAAAACCUCCAAAUGAACUAUGGAUGAUGAGGAAAGCCCAGGACAACAAAAAAGGGUUAUUUCAGUUAUAUUAGGAGCGAAAGGAGAAUAAAAGCAUGGAUAGAAAUGUUUGCUUGAAACAGAGGGAGCAAUGUUAACAGACAACAGAAAGCAGGGCUAUAUGCUUCUCAUUUUGCAUUAUCUCACCCAAAGAGAAUGAACUUUGCAAAUGGAAAUGGUGGCAGAAAUGGCCAAUAGAUUGAUACUCAGUAAGAUGAUAUAGUAAGAUAGUACCUGCUCACCCUGGAUGAAUUCAAGCAACCUGGCCCAGUUGAUCUACAUUCUUGGGUCCAGAAAGAACUGGUAGAUGAAAUUGCUGAGAAACUAAUAUUUGAACACUCAUGGAGAAUGGAAGUGGUAACCCAAGAUUGGAGAAGGGCAAAUGUCUUGCUUUGCAAAAAAGGGAAGAAAAUAGUCUGCACACUUGGGCCAGUGAGCUUGACCUUGAUCCCUGGGAAAUUUCUAGGUAGAUCAUUAAUGUAAACAUCCGAAAAACAGAGGCAGUAAUUACAGAGCGCGAACAGUGGGACGUGCCAGACUAACCUUUCUUUUCUGACAGGGUUGUUAAGCUGGUAGGAGGUAAUGCUAAUGAUGGAAUUUACCUAGGUUUUUAGCAAAAACAUUUGACAAGUAUCUUGUACUAUUCUUAUGGAGAAGCAUGUCAGAUAACCAUAUCAUUGGGGAAAGUCAUUUUCAGUGGUUGGAUAAUGGCCUGUUCAUCAGAGGAAGUAAAGCUGGGAGUAUAGCAAGCAGCAGGUGAUGGGAUAUAAAAGAAUAUUCACAGGUUCAAGAAUUGGGUUAGAUCUAACAAGUCAAAUGUCAGUGGGGAUAAAUAUAAAGCCACUUACUUUUAUAGUGGCCUGUGUCCUGAAUGUGAGUCAGCAGUGUGGUGUGGUAGUCAAAAAACUAAAUAUGCCCUUAGCUGCCCUGGAAAGUUUCAAUCCUACUAUGCCUUGCUCUCUUGGCAGACCUUAUCUGGGGUACUGUGUUCUGGUCUAGUUGAUACUAUAUAAAUAAGGGCAUUAAUAAGCCUGGAGAAUAUCCAGAAGAGGGCAUCUGGGAUGGUGAAAGGCCUUGAAUCUGUGUCAUAUGAAGACCAGUUUAAAGAAAGGAGGCAUGUGGAGAAAAGAAGACAUGAAGGGGGAAUUAAAACUAGUCACUGUGGCCCCCUGCUUCUUUAUGCUAAUUGAUUACAUUCCUUUUAAAAAUUUCAUUAAAGAUUUUAGGGGCAACUAGGUGGCUCAGUGGAUAUACCUCCAGGCCUAGAGAGGAGAGGUCUAGGGUUCAAAUGUGGCUUCUGGCACUUCCUAGCUGUGUGACCCUGGGCAAGUCACAACUCCAAUUGCCUACCCCUUGCAGCUCUUCUGCCUUGGAACUGAUACUUAGUAUUGAUUCCAAGACAAGGUAAGAGUUAAAAUCUUUUUCAUUAAGAUUAUCCAAUAACUUUUUUUUUUUUGGCCAGCAUCUUUUAUCUGGUUUUAAAAUCAAGUUAAGCCUUUUACCUUAAAGAACUCAGCACCCACCUUCUCUUUCCUCCAUAGUUAGCAAUAGACUUAUCUGUUAAUAGGAUUACUUACUUGUUGAAGAUUGUGCAGCAACCUCUGUAAUCCUGCUUUUAUUUGGGGGGGAUAAUCAGCUCAUUGACUCAUCUGCCUUAUUUCUUCCCUUGAAGUGGGUUUUGACAAAGUUUUGGCUGUUCAGUUUGACCACUUGGAUUUUGGAAAAUCUCAUUUUACCUCUUUGCUAGGUCACAAGCAGUCAGCAGUGUUGGUUGAACCUUCUCGUAUCUUGGUUGUGUCUCCCCUUUCUCAUUCUGAGUUUGACUACUCUGUGAUUUUUCUUAUUAAAAUUAAACUGAAAAAUAAAAGUGAUAUACUGGUUGCAAA
Molecule: messenger RNA, 7799 nt
Organism: Monodelphis domestica (gray short-tailed opossum)
Lineage: Eukaryota; Metazoa; Chordata; Mammalia; Didelphimorphia; Didelphidae
Biological process (GO): regulation of transcription by RNA polymerase II
Cellular component (GO): nucleus
Molecular function (GO): DNA-binding transcription factor activity, RNA polymerase II-specific; RNA polymerase II transcription regulatory region sequence-specific DNA binding
Source: RefSeq, a predicted model, not a curated record